This is a messenger RNA of Seriola aureovittata, 6090 nucleotides long. It is a transcript of the gene fndc3ba, whose product is annotated as fibronectin type III domain containing 3Ba. The record is from RefSeq and is a predicted model, not a curated record. NCBI's taxonomy places the organism in Eukaryota, Metazoa, Chordata, Actinopteri, Carangiformes, Carangidae. Gene Ontology annotation, molecular function: protein binding. The coding region runs from base 435 to 4067 and encodes 1210 amino acids. The transcript is spliced from 27 exons.
GAGCGGAGACCGAAGGAGUCGAUGUUGGAAAAAAGUUUUAGAAGUGCGUGUCUGUCUGUGUGUAUGUGUGCUGUGUGUGAGUGUGUGUGAGUGUGUGUGUGUGUGUGAGUUUGGAGAGCUGAGCGCUGACGCCGGCAGUCUGGGCCACUUGGCCAGCGCAAAGGAAAAAGGAAAACUGCUUCACCGCUGCGGAGGGGGGUGAAUCGAAACUUUUUGGGCAAAUUCUCCCGUUCAUUUUGAAACAACAAGGAAAAGGCAAAGCAGCGGGGACUGUCGCCUUAUAGUCUUUCACAGCAGUCGAGUCACUGUGUCGGGCUGUGCGUUUUGGAGCCUGCCUCUUUUGUGGUCCCGAUUUCUCAGCUUUCACGAAAGAAUGUGUUUUUGUCUCCGAGGACUUCAGAUGGAGUAGGGCAGUUCAGUGAAUUUCUCCAUGAAUGUACGUCACAAUGAUGAUGACAGACCAGAUUCCACUGGACUUGGCUCCGCCCCCCCUCCUGAACGGGGAGGUCCCUCUCAUGCCUCACAUGGUUAACGGUGAUGCGGCACAACAGGUGAUCCUGGUGCAGGUGAACCCGGGGGAGACAUUCACCAUCCGGGCAGAGGACGGCUCACUGCAAUGCAUCCAGGGUCCUGCUGAGGUUCCCAUGAUGUCCCCAAAUGGGUCAAUCCCCCCCAUCCACGUCCCCCCGGGAUACAUCUCACAGGUGCUGGAGGAUACCACAGGGGUCCGCCGGGUGGUGGUGACCCCCCAGUCUCCAGAGUGUUACCCUCCCUCCUACUCUCCAGCCCUGUCCCCCACACACCACCUGCCCCCCUACCUGGCUCACCCUCACUUCAUCCCCAACUCUCACUCUUUCUACCCCCCUGUCAGCCCAGGAGAGCUGCCCCCCCACCAGUACUACCAGCACCACCUUCCCCCGAUGUAUGGCGAUCCAGAAAUCAUCCCAGUUUAUGGGAUGUCUAACUACAUAGGCAGAGAGGAGACGUACAGUAAGCCACAGCCCAAAAAGAUAAAAGAACAGAGACAAUUAGAGCGACAGAAUCGACUCAACUCCCCUCCCUCCACUCUCUAUAAGGGCAGCCUGGGGCCAGCACACAACGGAUACAGCAACAAAUCACACGCCCCACUGCUCGGGUCAGUGGGGUCAGGGGGAGGAGUCGGCAGCCCGGGAGGGAAGAAGCCAGAGAGACGACUCCGCAGCAGUCCACGAAACAGCGAACCGGAGACACACACACAAGAUCAUGACUCAGAGGGGAAGCGUGUUCAAGACAUGCUGUCUACAAUCGACAAACCACAGGUGUCCAAUGUGCAGGCGCGCGCUGCACGGCUGUCCUGGGCCCCCCCGGCAGGGCUGGUGAACAGGCAUAGUAACGGGAUGCCUGUGUCCUGCUCCUAUGAGGUCUCUCUCUCAGAUAAGGGACGAGAUGGAAAGUAUCGCCUCAUAUACAGUGGCGAAGAAUUGGAGUACCAUCUGAAAGACCUAAGGCCAGCGACGGAUUACCACGUACGGGUCUCAGCAAUGUACAACUCUGUUCGAGGCUCGUGUUCAGAGGCCGGCUCGUUCACCACACACUGCAGCGUCCCAGACGUCCCGUUACCCCCGAAACUCUCCCACCGCACCAAGAGCACCCUUACCCUACAGUGGAAGCCCCCGGGUGACAAUGGAUCCAAAAUCACAAACUACCUGCUCGAGUGGGAUGAGGGAAAGAAGAACAGUGUUUUCAGAGAAUGUUACUUUGGGAGCCAGAGACACUGUAAGCUGACACGACUGUUUCCCGCCUGUGGCUACACGUUCAGAGUGGCUGCGCACAACGACAUCGGCACAAGUGGCUUCAGCACAGAGGUGGUGUUUUACACCAUGGGCACCCUGCCUGCUCUGCCUCUGGCACCGCGGCUGGUCAGGGCAGGGGUGUCCUGGGUGACCCUGGAGUGGGGACGUCCUGAGGGCAGUCCCAGCGAGGAGCAGCUCAAAUACACACUCGAGAUCCAGGAGGACAACAGCGGAACAGACUUUCAUCCAAAGUACACUGGAGAAAACUUGACCUGUACUGUACAAGGCCUGAAGAGGAGUACACAGUAUAAAUUCAGGCUCAUAGCGUCGAACAUGGAGGGAAAGAGCAGUCCCAGCGAAGUGUUGGUGUGCACCACCAAUCCAGACAAACCAGGCCCUCCAUCUACACCCUGUGUCACCGCGGCAACGCCCUACGGAUUCACCGUCACAUGGGAUCCUCCACAGGACAACGGGGGCUCAGAGGCUCUUACAUACCUGCUAGAGAUCUCUGAGGGGUGCUCCGAAGCGAGCCAGUGGGAGGUAGCGUACAGUGGUCCAGCAACAGAAUGCAUGUGUGAGCGCCUGACACCUGGCACCUUCUACCGCCUACGUGUGUGCAGCAUCACCACCGGAGGACACAGCCCGUGCACUGUCAGUGUUCCGGUUCGUACAUUAAGCGUUCCGCCAGGGCCCUGCCAGCCGCCAAGGAUUGUGGGUAAAGCCAAACACAAGGAAGUGCAGUUAGAAUGGGACUCCCCUGUCUCUGAGGGAGUGUGUGAGGAGUGUGUGUUCAGUCUGGAGAUGAGCGAGGGGGACGCCAAGCCGACAGAGGUGUACCACGGGUCGGAGUUGCAGUGCACCGUCGGCAGUCUGCUACCUGGUGCCACGUACAGCUUCCGACUGCGGGCUGCCAACGAGGCAGGGUUGGGAGUGUACUCUGACCCGACAGAGGUGACGACUGCAGCGGGUCCUCCCGGCCAGUGCGGGGCGCCACUCAUCACUCUCACCAGCAACACCUGCGUAUCGCUCAACUGGGAGAGUCCUGAGGGUUCGGGUACAGACAUCUCUGAAUAUCGCUUGGAGUGGGCGAGGGAAGACGAACCCAUGGAGCUCAUCUACUGUGGAUCUGCCACACAGUGUGAGCUGUCAGACCUGACGCCUGCCACAGACUACUGCUGCAGGCUACAGGCGGUGAAUCAGGCGGGUGCCGGUCCUUACAGUGAGCAGGUGAGUUUCAGGACCCCGGCGACAAAUCCCGACCAGGUCUCGUCCCUCGCCCUCCUGGACCUCCCGACCUCCUCGGAGUCGGGUCACUCCCCGUCUACCUGCCUCUUCCUGAAAUGGGACGAGCCGAACAGCAACGGGGCGGAGAUCUCCUCCUACGUCAUCACCCUGGACGACCAAACCAUCACUGUGGAAUCAGGCACAAGUCACCUUGUCACGGACCUGAAGCCAGACACCGAAUACAGUGUGCAGAUCCAGGCGGUGAAUGCCAUCGGCUCCAGUCCCACGAGUCCACCCCUGCAGGCGAGGACACGUCCCCUCCCUCCAGCCCCGCCCCCCCUCGAAUGCUCGGCGGCCGGCCCUCAGAGCCUGAAGCUGAAGUGGGGCGAAAACGCCAGCCACACGCGCUCCCUGAUCGCCGACGACAUGGUCUACACACUACAGAUGGAGGACAAGAACCACAGGUUCGUGACGAUCUACCGCGGUCCCAGCCACACCUACAAGGUCCAGCGAUUGACUGAGUCCAGCAGCUACAGUUUCAGAAUACAGGCCAUUAGUGAUGCUGGGGAGGGCCCGUUCUCUGACACGCACACUUUCUGCACCACCAAGUCUGUACCCCCUGCCCUCAAAGCUCCCAGAGUGCACCAGCUGGAGGGCAACAUGUGUGAGAUCACAUGGGAGACUAUCCCGCCAAUGAGAGGGGAUCCUGUGAGCUACGUGCUCCAGGUGCUGGUGGGACGCGAGUCAGAGUACAAACAGGUUUUUAAGGGAGAGGAGGGCGCGUUCCAAAUCUCUGGUCUCCAGGGCAACACAGACUAUCGUUUCCGUGUGGGCGCCUGCCGCCGUUGCCAGGAUACGUGCCAGGAACUGUGCGGACCACUGAGCCCCUCCUCCUUGUUCACGCUGCGUCGCCAGGAAACGGCGUCUUCAGGAGAGGUGUGCGCCGUGGAAACGGGCAAAGGCUCGGGCCUGAUCUCAAGCGACGAGCGCUUCGCGGCGCUGAUCGUGUGCGUGUUCGCGGGCUUCUCCAUCCUCAUCGCCUGCUUGCUACAGUACUUCUUCAUGAAGUGAGGGAAUUUUAACUAUCGGAUAGAAAGAGAAAGCUAAAUCACAGAGAAACUUUAAAAGAAAACGUCUAUGAAAGAACCGAAUGAAAUCAAAACAAACUCUUGAGAUGUACUUCUAAGGCUAUGUAUGUUUUUUCUUUUUUUUUUUUUUCUUUUUUAGUCAAAGUAUCGAUUCAGGCUUUCCACACCUUGUUCCUGUUGUCUUCUGCCUUCACUCGGUUUUGGUCUCAUUUCUCUCUAUGUCUCUGUUAUUGUAUCAGUGUCUGUUUCGUUUGUUAAGGAUUUCUGUCGAGGGAAGCCUUGGCUGUACCUCGGUUGGGAAAAAAAACUGAUAAUCAAGCCUUAAAAUAGCUGUGAGCAAAGCAGUUGCUCCUCAGACUGACUUGCAUGUUUUUAUUUUGUAUCUUUUUAAAACAUAUUCGAUUAGAGAACGUGUAUAUUUCUUGACAGUCAUUGCCUUACAAUUUUUGUUUUUCAAUGUUUAAUUUGCAUUUUUGUUUUUUGUUUUUGCUGCAGUCUUUAUUCGUUCAGCCAUAUUCCAAUGUAGGCCUUCAAAAGCUUUAGCCGUUCAUACCUUAUUAUUCAGUUUGUUACUACUCUACAGGCUGUCAGUCGAUUCAUGCACCUGCUCUCACAUACAGACUGACAGAUACACAACGCACACACACCUGUGCAGACCUAUGUACAUAUACAUGCACACAUGUACAAUUACACUCAAGCAAUGACAAUGAGAAACACACAUUUCCUCCUAAGAAGGCAAUCGCAUAUCUGCUCAGCUUUUAACAUUCAAUCACUCACUCAUUCAGCUACCAAAGUGAUGCAAUCCAUGUGUGGUGUAAGAUGCUGCUAUCCUGUGAUUUUAUUAUAUCUAAGAAAGAAUGGAAAACCAGUAAUCUAAUAUAUAUACACACAAUAUAUAUAUUAUAACAAAUAUCUAUGAUGCUAUAGAAGUGAUGUAAUAUAAGUGAUGGCAAUGUAAGGUCUGAAGUACAGUGUAAAAGGGGAGGAGUUUACUCUAGGUGCUCACAACAGCAGCUCUGAGGUCAGUUCAGUAGCUUGUGCGAACGUUUGAAGGAGCCCUUAAACGCUGGUCUUGGAUCAGAAUAUGAACCCCUGUAGGUAUUCAAAUGUUGGGCGUAAACUGGCUUUAGCAUUCUAGGAAGCUGGGCUUGGAUCGUGAUUGGCUGCAACUUUACCAGGAAAGGGCUCGGGGGCUGAGCAUCGUGAAUGCCCCCCACCCCACCCCUAGGUCAGUCCUUCCAUAUUCUACCAUCUCAAAUACCAUUUCGCCGACCUAUUUAUCUGUAGCUUUAGCAGCGAUACGCCCGUAGCAUCGCAAACCCAGAGGUGCUAACAGCCUGCCAGCUAGCCACCCUUCUCAGAGCUGUGUAUGUGCGAGAUAACCAGGAAAGCCAUUAGGAGUUAGCUUGAGCUUUAGCCCCUUGAAUUUUAGCCAGCUGCCGGCCAGAGCAGUGCUGAAGCUGUAGUUUCUCCUUCCAGCUAGUCUGUGAAUCGAUACAUUUGAAGACUCGUCUCCUCUUCUCUCCUGCCGAUAAUUAUCUGUAAUUACCAUUUUGCUCUGGCUGCUCCUCUGUUGCUUUCGAUCCAUCCCAUCUUUCUGCUCAUGCACUACUCUCCCUCCUUCUCUCUCUCUCUCUCUCUCUCUCUCUCUCUCUCUCUCUUUUAAACGGUGCUUUAUUGACAUGUAAUCAGAGCAGUAGCAAGUCUGUGGUCUCUCCUCAGACGGACAUGUUCUCUGGGGACAUGAACUAAUGUUCACUAACCAAACAAGCCUUUGACUGAACACAGCUCAACAGAACAGGGCAUUCUGACACACGUAACACCCCUGACCUCCCCUCCCCCCUCCAACAUUGACUCCCACCCUCCUUUUUUUUUAAACCCCCAACCUGAAAAACAAAGCCAAGGUACAGCCCAAUACAAACCCUGAUGAUCCAAAGAAGUCACCCUGACCUGCAUGAUUAACAUGCAACAUGUCCACUUUUUGUUGGGUGGGUUGUGGGUGUGGG